This is a messenger RNA of Aphidius gifuensis, 2376 nucleotides long. Its product is annotated as acyl-CoA:lysophosphatidylglycerol acyltransferase 1-like. The coding region runs from base 848 to 2044 and encodes 398 amino acids. The record is from RefSeq and is a predicted model, not a curated record. The transcript is spliced from 7 exons. Gene Ontology annotation, molecular function: acyltransferase activity. Gene Ontology annotation, cellular component: endomembrane system. Lineage: Eukaryota; Metazoa; Arthropoda; Insecta; Hymenoptera; Braconidae.
GUUUAUCAAUAUUUUUUCAAUCAUCUAUUAUUAUUCAAACUAAAUACAAAUAAAUUCAUUCAUUUGAAUUUUAAUUUACAAGGUUAAGGGUUAUAUUUGAAGAUGUUUUGUGUGUGUGUGUUUUGUAUUUUUAUGAAUGUAUAUGUUUGCACUCGUUUUAAGUGAGAAUGUAUGUGGGUAAUUUCGCAGAUGUGUCCGAAUUAAAUUGAAAGGUGUGCACAAGUAAGCCAACUCUAUUUCCGGGGGAAGGGGAAUUAUAACGAAUAUACUAUUUACAUUAACAAAAAAAAAAAUUUCCUCUUUUUUUUUUUUAUAAUAUAAUAAUAUCAAAGUCUCAUGAUGACACAUUUGUAAUUAAAUAAUGAGUCAACAUCGCACGAUUCUUACCACCGGUCAACUUUGAUGAAAAAAACGUCAAAUAAACAACAAAAAAGUGAAAAUAACAUAUUAAUUAAUUAAUUAUUGUUUUGAUAAAUAUUUUCAUGUUUUUGUGUAUAUUUUUUAAGUGUAUACUUUUUUACAUAAACUAAUUUUAUUUUUUUUUAUUUUUAAUUUAUAAAUUUUGUGCGACGUUGUUUUUUUUUUUUUUUUUUUUAUAUAAUUUGCAAAUUAUUCAUGUGUGUAUUUAUUCUUGUUUUUAUAAUUUUAUUUAUUAUUAUUUUCAGUCAAAUAAAAAUUAAAAAAAAAUAAAUAGUGAAAAUUAAAUUUUUGUGUGUUUACAAAAUUUUUAUUUGUUUGUGUGAGUUUUAUUGUUGUCAUACAUUAUGCAAUAAUAAUAAUAAUUAAAAAAAAAGAAAAAUAAAUAAAUAAAAAGUUUAGCUUCAAGUAGGAAGCUUCAGGGAAUGAUAUGGUCGAUGAAAAUUGUCCACGUGAGGACUAUAUAAUUAUACCUGAGUGUCAAACUUUAUCAAAAAUGCCAGACUCAUCCCCUUCUCCUUCAUCAGCCUUGAUUAAUAUUUUAAGUGGUAUUGUGAUACUCAUAAAAAGCUUCCUAAGAAUUGGAUUUGUCCUUGUAAAUAAUGCUUACUGUAUUCCAACAUAUAUGGUAUGGAUGAUAUUUUUAUAUCCAAUGAAAUAUUAUCAUCCACAAUUUUAUUGGAAACUUGAAGGUUUAUUUUUUCACUGGUUAUUGGCAAUGGUUUCCAUGUGGUCUUGGUCUGCUGGUUAUGACAUCAUUGAACAAGGUGAUGAUAUUGAACAAAUUAUUAAUGAAAGAACACUCGUCGUUGCAAAUCAUCAAAGUACUGGUGAUGUACCAAUGUUGAUGAAUAUAUUUAAUUCAAAACCAAAUGUUUUACCAAAUGUCAUGUGGAUCAUGGAUAGUGUAUUUAAAUAUACAAAUUUUGGUAUUGUUUCAUUGAUUCAUCAAGAUUUUUUUAUAUGUGCAGGAAGAAAAAAUCGAGAAGGAAGUUUAAAACAAUUAGAAAAACAUAUUGAUGAAUCUUAUAUACCACGUGAAAGAAAAUGGAUGGUAUUAUUUCCAGAAGGUGGUUUUCUUUGUAAAAGAAGAGAAACAUCACAAAGAUUUGCUAAAAAAAAUAAUUUACCAAUUCUUGAGAAUGUAACAUUGCCAAGAGUUGGUGCAAUGCAAACAAUUGUUGAUCGAUUAAGUCCCUGUCAAAAUAAUAAUUUUUCUGAUCAAUUAAAUACCAUGGGUACCAGUUUAUCUAAACCUCAAAUAAAUUGGAUACUUGACAUAACGAUAGCAUAUCCACAAGGCAAACCAAUCGAUUUGCCGACAAUAAUUACAGGGUCAAGGCCACCCUGCGAAACCGUCCUUUUUUAUCGUUUAUAUCCAAGCACAGUGGUACCAAAAGAUCCAGAUGCAUUAGCUAAAUGGCUUUAUGAUAGAUGGGCAGAAAAAGAAACAUUGUUAGAUAAUUUUUAUAAAUAUGGAUCAUUUCUUGGUCCUGGACAACCAGCACCUGAAGGACAUAAAAUUCAACAGGAUUCAUUGAGAUAUCUUAUUCUUCAUUUAUUUUUUUUAACAUCAAGCUACGUACAUUAUCAUAUUAUUUCAUAUGUGUUAUCGUGUAUUUGGUGAAAAAAAUAUAAAUAAGACAAAUUUUAUAAUCAAGGCGAUAAUAAUUUAGUUCAUCUAGUGUGUCACAAUGGUUUUUUUUUUUUCUUUUUUUUUUUUUUGCACAAAAGAAAGUUUUUUAUAAAUUUUCAACAAAUGCUUUUUGCUUUUUUUUUUUCUUUACAUCUUUUUACUAUAUAUAAUAUAUUUUGUACAUAAAAAAAAAACGAAAAUUUCAAGUGUUUAAAAUUAGUAUUGUUUUUUUUUUUGUUUUUUUUGCUAUAAUUUGUCGAUUGAAAAUAUUACAAUAGUCACAAAUAAAUCGAUGUAAUUUACUUGAAAAUAAGAUAAAAAUA